Lagopus muta (rock ptarmigan) is the source of this 7197-nucleotide messenger RNA. It is a transcript of the gene EIF4E3, whose product is annotated as eukaryotic translation initiation factor 4E family member 3. Lineage: Eukaryota; Metazoa; Chordata; Aves; Galliformes; Phasianidae. The record is from RefSeq and is a predicted model, not a curated record. Gene Ontology annotation, cellular component: eukaryotic translation initiation factor 4F complex. The transcript has 7 exons. Gene Ontology annotation, molecular function: RNA 7-methylguanosine cap binding; translation initiation factor activity. Bases 4962 to 5846 code for a protein of 294 amino acids. Gene Ontology annotation, biological process: translational initiation.
UUAUCACAGCGCUGUGCCUCCGUGCGUACCGCACUUCGUGUGCCUGAACUUUUAUCUCCCAUCUCCAGCGGUCACAGGGAGCUUCCCCGUGCUGCAUAUAAGCACUGGAAACCGAAACAGAAAGCUUGAAUCCUGCCCUAUUUAUUUACCUUGCUUUGCUGUGCGUCUGUCGUCUUGUUAUUAAUCUUCUGUGUUCCUCCGUUUUCUGUUUCUGGUGUUUCUUCUCUCCCCUUGCUCAAGAGCACUCUUCUGCUCUGAAGGCCUUUCCUCACUCCGCAAGGCUCUGCUCCUCCAGGUUGUAUCUCUUAAACACGGUGACAAAGAAAUGGAGCAGGUUCAUUGCAGGGCAGUUGGACUGGAUGACCUUUAAAGGUCCCUUUCAACUCAAACAUCUCUGUGGGUGGCGUGGAACCGCUGGAAGCGUGCAGGUGAUCUCAGGUCCUGCAAAUCAAGUCUUACAAGUAACCCCAGCAGUUAUUUCUGACCUCCUGAUUUGGUUGCAGGUAGGGUCAGGGUCUAAGCUGUGCUUUCAGUUUGGUUACUCUUAAACACUGCUGUGUGCUGCUGAAGCUGCUGUGCAGGUGUGCUGUGUCCACGAGCCAGGUAGGGAGGAGCAGCCCAGCUGUACAACCACUGCUGGAAGUUAAAGGCCACUUCAAGUUACUGAGGUGUAUCGUGAUUUACUUUUUUUUCCUUAUGUCUUGAUUCUGCUAUAUUUUAGAGUCUUAGAAUUCAUGAUCUUACUUUAUCCUUCAUUCUGAUCCCUUCUAAGUACAUUUAAUUAGGCAGUGUUGUUCUUCUUUAUCUUAUUAAAUCAUAUAAUAUAUUAAGAAAGUGGUACCAGCGCUCUGCAUGUCUUCAGUCAUACAUACACACAACACUGAGUUGUGUUUGCCACCAAGAGUAAGAGAAUGAUGGCGGGGAACAGGGAUGAGAACAAAACAGAAGAGGUGUUCCAUGCAUUAAAAUAAAUACCUAAGGCAUUUAAAAGCACACAUGAGAUAUCUUUUAUUGCAUGGCCAAGAACUGCAGUGUGAGGAAGUUGCUGUGUCGCUAUGGGCUCUGUAAUGUUGUUGGUGCACCUGCUGAUGAGGUGUUGCUUGGGCUCAUACAGGAUGAACACACCACAGAGUACAGCUGGGUGUUGUUGCUGUGCCUCAGUAACACCUGGUAUGGAGCAGUGCUGUUAGCUAGGAGAUGGUAUUGAUUUUGACUGCAGCUGUGUGUUAAUCCUGGUAUUUGGGCUGACAUGCAGGAUGAAGUGACACUGGAGGGUAAAUACAAGUUGGGAGGGGUAUGUAGAGAUGUGUAUCGUUCUGUUAUACUCUAGUGUGGGAGAUCCAUGGCAUGUGUUUCAACACCACCAAUGUGUGUCUUUUUAUUAAGUCACACUUAAAAUAUAUACCCAAGAAGCAGCACUUCCUAUAGCAGCUAGUGAUACGAGCGAUUCACCUGGGCUCAGCGGCCUCACUUUUAUUACAGCUUCCCUGGUGCAGCUCCUGCCUCAGUAGUGAAUGGCUUUCUUUAUCUGAUCCACAUCAGCACUGCUUCUCUAAGUGCCAUGGCACAAGUGUAGCGUGUGGGGGCUGUGAUCCCGUGCCCAGGUUUGUUGCUGUUAUCUCACACACAUCGUGGGAGAUUUGCAUUUCCUGUAAGCGCAGAGCCUUCCUUGGUGUGUGUCUAAAAUACUAAAUCUGGUAAUGCUCUUUGUCAUAGAAUCAUAGAUUCAUUAAGGUUGGAAAAGACCUCUAAGAGCAUCCAGUCCAACCAUCCAUCCAUCACCAAUAUUGUCUGCUAACUGCGUCCCUUUGCACCACAUCUGUCCUUGCCUUAAACACCUGCACGGAUGGCAACUGCACCACCUCCCUGGGAACUGACCACUCUUUUGGAGAAGGGGCUGUGUGGAAAUACUCAUAGGCAGACAUGAGACAGAGAAGCUGGCUUUUUUUUUUCCUUCUGUGGGAAGAAAUGAGAUUUCCAUCUUAAAUUGUUGAAGUGCUUCAAGGUCAAGAUCUGCAGGUUCCCGAGCUCAUACUGGCAUGAUGUCUCCAUAGCGCUUUGCAUGCAGUGCUCUUGUGACGUUGGAGGCCUGGGCAGUGUCAGCAGGGUUUGCAGAUGCCUUUGGUGUCACACUAGGAAGCAGAUUCCUGCUGGUGGCUUGUCACAGCGAGGGAUUGGUGUGGGGCUCUGCCUUUUAAAUGAAAGGUUGUUUUCCUGAUUUUUGCAGUACUGUGGGUUGCUUGAUAUAUAUGCACACACACUGAACAGUGUGAUUAUGCCUCACAAAAUGUAAUAAUGUAAAAGCGAGGAUUAGAAAUCUGGUCAUUAUAUUCGUAUUGGACAGUGUAUUCAAUGUGAAGAUUGCACAAGUGGGAAUUGAAGUGAAAUGGCAAAAGGCUCCGAUGUCAUGGAUAACAGGACAGGCUGGCAACCUGAAACCAUCCCUUAAUGGGAGCUGGGGUUGUACAUCUGUGUAAAUAUAUAGAUGGUGAAACUGAUUUUGUUUUUUCGAUGUGUAUGUUUGGCUGUGAUGCAGAUAGCCUGCUUGGUUCAGUGUGCCCUUAAAUGUUUACAGCUAUGCUAGGUAAGUCCUUCCCUGCUGAAAUAAGAAGGUACCAGAGCUGCUACCUGCCUGCUUUUUCCCAUGGAAAGCUGCAGGUUUUGGCAGCAGCAGCUCUUGUCCAACACGUGUGUGCUCGCAGGGAUGGAGAGGAUGUACAUCCUUACAAAAAGGCACCUUUGGAAGAUCAGAGUGCAUCUGAGCUGCCAGCUUUGCUGGCAUGCCGCUUCCAGCCGGUAGCAGAAUACCAGCACCCUUCUUUACAAAUCAGUGCCACCAGAAAUGGAACAGAGCUCACACAAGAGCCCACUGUAGAAGCCUCAAUUCUAGAUAAACUGUCCAAGAUGCACUCCUGCCAGUGGCAGUGUGUGUGUGCACAGCGGUGCAGCUUGCACUGCAGGGCUCUGACCCAACUGCUUUUCUUCUCGCUUUGCUCCAGCAGUGCUUUUGUUUCUGUUGUAACUUUUGUGUAACUUUCAGGUGAAAAAUAUGCUAAGAAGUGUUAUCAAAUGUAAAGUAAUGUUUAUAAACUGGAGGAAAGAGUAAACAUUUGCGGUUAAAUGUAUCCUUAUAUACUGCUUUUUCUCUCCCCAGGUUGUACUGAUGAGAUCCAUACAAAUGUCAUUUAGUAGAUAAAUUCUGAUAACCGAGCCGUUUCCAUAAUAAUUGGGAAUUGUUAUAACUGAGCACAUCAAAUAUUUGAAACUAAGCUGAAUAAUUUCCCUUUUUCCCUAUAGCAAAAUCCUAUUUAUCUAGAAUCAUCUAUUUCAUCUAUUAAAGCUCAUGAGUAGGUGGCUUACAAUGAAAAAUGAUGGUUAAUAUUAUAAAAAUGUUCAACCCAGUAAAUGCAUUUUGACAGGCUUUGAUGGCUUGAAAUCAGUCUUUGUCUGCAUGCAGAAUGGAUUGCUGGAUUUAUUUAGUUGCCACAGCAUGUUUUUGAGCUUAUGCUUUGUAAGUAAAUAUUUUGCUUAUUUGUAGCAAAGCCAUUGGGGCUGAAAUACUGACAGUGGUGUCUCCAGAAGUGCUCAGUGGCUUUUAAGGCUCUGGCGAGAGGCAGGGAUUGAUUCCCACUGGGAAACAAAGGGCAGUGUGAGCACGUCUGAAAACAACUCCUAUCCUUGGUUCUGUGCAGGGAAACAGAAGAGCCACAGUUCAGCAGUAAGCAUUAACAUCAGCACAACCACCUGGAGGUUUAUUCAUGGGUAAAACAAUGGAAUUUAUCUUUGGGUCUCUUGUUCUUUAUUCUUGAAGCUGGCAGCAGGGCUCAGUUUGGGUGGUUAUUCCUGUUUCCAUGCUCCGCUUUGACCAAACAGCCCUAUGAGAUGUGGGACGGUGGGUCUGAGCUGCUUGAGCAACCCUGAAGUAGCUUUGAAAUGUCAGCCCCAAAUAUUCAGAAGGUGCAGGAGAGUGUUGGGAGCCAUAGGGCACAGAGUGGGCAGGUAGGAGAGCUGCUGGAUAUUCCCUGGGCAGGCUUUCCGUGGGGAAUCCAGAUGGCAACUCCAGUGGGCCACCAACCCAUUAAUGCCCAUCUCCAGCUGAGCUUUCUGUGUCCAGCUGCUGCUCCUGGCACGGCUGGCUGGGCCGUUCCUUCCUGCUCAUAGCUAUUUGCAGUGCUUGUUGAGUUCAAUUCAAAACUAAUUGUCCACAGUGGCAGUAAUUGGAAGUUCAGUAUGGAUGUACCAGCUGAAUUCUGUUGUUGAUAGCAGUAAAAUUAUCCAAAGUGGAAAAACUCCGUAAUAACCUGCAAAUACUGACCCUUAGAUGAAGCUUCCUAUCUUGUGUAUGGAGCCCUUCAGCAAAGGCCUGACCACCUGACUGUUCCUCGCUUAGGAAUAGAAAUAAAUGAACAGUCCAUGACCUUAACUUCCAAAACCAAUAACUUGAUGUCAGGUGGGUUUUUUUUUUUUUUUCAGCUGAUAGUUCUUCAGCAUCACAAUGAACCACCUUCUGGCCUGGGAGUGGAAUAUUCUGUUUCUCAUUUGUAGCUGAGCUUGAAAGUGGCAUUAAAUAGCUACACGGCUACUGCAAUUACACGGAUAACCUUUGAAAGCUGUCGUUACGGAGCAGAUAAUCUGUUUUUAAGAGAGCAGCCCUUACCACAGCAGCACCUGAGAGCAGCAUCAGUGUGAGCUCAUGGAGAGAAAAGAUGCUGCAGAAUGGUUGGGUUGGAAGGGGCCUUAAAGAUCAUCUAGUUCCAACCCCUUGCCUGUAUCCCAUCCAGUGUGGGCUUGGGCACCUCAGUGGGACACACAGCUUCACUGGGCCGUUGUACUGCACAGCCACCCCCAGGCAGUGGAGCUCUGAGGUCUGCAGGCUGGUAGUAAGACAUGGGUCAUUUCUUGGUCAGCGGUGUGAGACAUAAAGGAGCAAAGUUAGCUUGGAUUUUGCCCACUUAUGGACAAUGAUAUGUGCUUCUGUAGUUCAUGAGCCACACAGAUUUCUCUCCCUUUUCCCUCUCCUCCCUUCCCUUUCUCUUCCCUCUCUCUCUUUCCUUUUCCUCUUUUCUUUUCCCUCCCCCUUUUCCUCUUUUUAUUUUUUUUUCCAGUUAAGCUCACAGCAGGAAUUCACAACGUCAGGCUGUGUUUUUGCCACUCCCAUCACUCAGCCUCGCACCCGGUGCUUCUCAGCGCGCUGCCCCUUGCAGGACGAGUCGCUCUGGCUCCUUCCCCCGCCCCGUGCCGACCCCUCAGCGGCGGUGCUGGCCGGGACGCGCUGCCACACACCGCCACCUGGCGGCGGGAGGGGGCAGCGCCGCGACCGCAGCGAACACUGGCGGCGCUGCCUGAGGUCCCUUCCUGGUACCACAGCAGCAGAAUGCGCCUCAAACCUGAAGAAGAUUUACAGAGUACAAACAGUGCAGGAUUUCUGGAGUGUCUACAACAACAUCCCUCCCGUGACGAGUUUGCCCCUGAGAUGCAGUUACCACCUGAUGCGUGGAGAAAGACGGCCCCUGUGGGAAGAGGAAAGCAAUGCCAAAGGAGGUAUAUGGAAAAUGAAGGUCGCUAAAGAAAGUACGGCAGCAGUUUGGAAAGAGCUCCUGUUAGCAACUGUUGGAGAGCAGUUCACAGACUGCUGUGCUGCAGAUGAUGAAGUCAUAGGGGUGAGCAUCAGCGUUCGUGACCGUGAAGAUGUUGUACAAAUCUGGAAUGGGGAUGCCUCCUUAGCAAGUGAAGCAAAAGUGUUAGAAAAGAUACAUAAACUUCUGCCUCACACCUCUUUCAGAGCCGUGUUCUACAAACCACACAGAGAGCACCAUGCCUUUGAAGGCCGACGUGGGAGGCAUUAAAUGCAGCCUUACAUUUGUCACUUGCACUGUGGUGAGGUGUCUGAGUGAGAAGGACAGCAGGAGGCCUUGCAGAAACAUAACAUGUCAUGGUCCUCUUGAAUUUUAUGCUUCUCAUUGGGCUCUUGCUACUGAAAAUGAGGAAACACAGUUGCCCUGACUGCUAAAUGUGCCAUUCAUGACUUUUUGCUUAGUUGUGAUUUUAAUUCAUUGGGUUUUUUUUCUUUAAAAAGUUAUUUGGCCACUAUUUUUUUCAAUCAGAUCGUUUGAUUCCUAUGAGGAUACAACACUUUGGAUUUUUCUGAACUGUUUGUAGUUAAAUGCAAACAUGCACAAAUGUUGGGUGCUGCUUUUUUGAGAUGGAGGAAUACUGCCUGGGUGAAAUGUGUUUCAGUUUUCCUUUUGAGACAUUCCUAUCAUAUGAAGAUCUACUCCCUGUCUUUGUCCCGGGAGAUGAAGGAGUUGCAUGGCAUUAUCCUAGCGGGCUCUUGCACUGACAACAGCACACAUCCUGCAAAAGUAAAUAGCAAAGUGUUCACUGAAUGGGCAGCUGAAGAGAUGCAUUUAUAUGGUCUGACCCCGGGUGAGAUGAUGUUGAAUGUUUAAAGUGUGGUGACUCCCAAAGAACCCUGGUUCAGGCUAGGAUUUAGAGAUUUUGCAGUAAGAAACCCUGUGAACCCCCCACCUCCAAUUUAUUUCAGAAGGGAUGGUGCUUAUAAUCUUUUCAGCUUAUGAUCUUUCUCUGUACAUUCAUGACAGAAGUCACAAAUUCUUUCUAACCCAUUUGCCUAACCUGAUUCAUCCCUCAUGCUUCUGGAGAUGUUAGGCCUGCACCUGUAGAGGCUCAGAUCAGAAGUGCUGUUUGCUUUGGUGCAAAGGAAGAAAUUCUGUCACUCGUACUUCCAAGCUGUCAUGGCUCCCCAGGUCACCUAUUUUCUUUAAUUUACAGGAAACAAAUGGAUUUUGUUUUGUGGCAUGAAUGUGAAUAUUAACUGCUUUAAUCUGUAAAUGUUUGUAUUAAUUGAGGUGCUGGUUUGCUUUACUGUUCUACCAAAGAUUAAUUUAUCUCCUUGUGCAAGAAGAAGCCAUAAGAUAGAGAAGGAUUUGCACUCUGCUCAGCAUUGCUUUGUGGGUAAGAGUUCUUGUUUGGCAGCUGGUCCAAUGGCACUGAUCUCCACAUGUUUGGUGUAUGAAGAAGCAGCCAUUAGAAUCAAAUGUAGCAAUAAGAAUUACACAUAGGAGAGGUUGGUUGUUUUUUAUUAUUAUUAUUAUUAUUUUUUACAACUUUGUAUUUAUGAAUUCAAACUGUGCAGUUAGCGAGCAUUAUUAAUUAAACAAAACUUUGAAAAUCCAA